AUGAACAUUUCUUAUUUUCAUUAUUAAAUUUUUUAAAAAAAAAGUGGCGUAGAGGUGGCCAUGUCAAGUAGGUUGGAGGAGCUUGGUGGAGCUUGGAGGACAAGAUAUUCGCAAAUCUAGAACGUUCGAUCCAGCCCUUCCAUUUCUCUUAAACCCUAAACCCUAAACCCUGACCUCAUUUUCAUUUUGCCCUUUUUCGCUUCUAUAAGCAAAAAUCAGCCGAGGAGAGAGAAAAACCCUUUAAACCCACCACCGUAACUUCCACCGUCUUCUUCCUCUUACUUACCAGGUCUACUCUUCUAUCUACCUACCAUGGCCACUGCACUCCGCCGCUGUCUCCGCCCUGAGCAGUUCCGCUCUUUUCCUGCCUUUAAAUCGUUGGCUGGAAAUGCUAGUCCAUCGUUGUCUAGUCCAUUUAUGGCACAAAGAUUGGCAAGCUUGGUGAGGCCUUUCAGUUCAAGACCUGCUGGGAAUGAUGUGAUUGGUAUUGACUUGGGUACCACUAACUCUUGUGUUUCUGUCAUGGAGGGAAAGAGUGCCAAAGUGAUUGAGAAUGCUGAAGGUGCUCGCACUACACCUUCAGUAGUCGCAUUCAACCCAAAGGGUGAGCUUCUUGUGGGUACUCCUGCCAAGCGUCAAGCAGUUACUAAUCCCACCAACACAAUCUUUGGGACUAAACGUUUGAUUGGGAGAGUUUUCAGUGAUCCUCAAACACAGAAAGAAAUGAAGAUGGUCCCGUAUAAGAUUGUGAAAGCUCCUAAUGGAGAUGCCUGGGUUGAAGCUAACGGCCAACAAUAUUCUCCAAGCCAGGUCGGAGCCUUUGUCUUGACCAAGAUGAAAGAAACUGCCGAGGCUUAUCUUGGGAAAACAGUUUCGAAGGCUGUGGUUACUGUUCCAGCUUACUUCAAUGAUGCUCAGAGACAAGCAACUAAAGAUGCUGGAAAGAUUGCAGGACUUGAUGUGCAGAGAAUUAUAAAUGAACCUACUGCUGCUGCUCUUUCCUAUGGGAUGACCAACAAGGAGGGUCUUAUUGCAGUUUUUGAUCUUGGUGGUGGAACCUUUGAUGUCUCUAUCCUUGAGAUAUCCAAUGGUGUUUUUGAGGUUAAAGCAACAAAUGGUGACACAUUUUUGGGAGGAGAAGACUUUGACAACACUUUAUUGGAGUUCUUGGUGUCUGAAUUUAAGAAAACUGAAGGCAUUGAUUUGAGUAGUGAUCGUCUUGCCUUGCAAAGGCUUCGUGAAGCUGCUGAGAAGGCAAAGAUAGAGCUCUCGUCUACAUCUCAGACAGACAUCAGCCUCCCCUUUAUCAGUGCAGAUUCUUCUGGAGCGAAGCACUUGAACAUUACACUCUCAAGAUCGAAGUUUGAAUCACUUGUAGGGAAUUUGAUUGAAAGAACUCGCGCCCCUUGUAAAAAUUGUUUGAAGGAUGCUGGUGUUUCACUUAAUGAAGUUGAUGAGGUUCUUCUUGUGGGUGGUAUGACCCGAGUGCCAAAAGUACAGGAAAUAGUGCAGGAGAUCUUUGGCAAAUCUCCAAGCAAAGGAGUUAACCCCGAUGAAGCUGUUGCUAUGGGUGCUGCCAUCCAGGGUGGUAUACUGCGUGGUGAUGUGAAGGAUUUGCUUCUUUUGGAUGUUACUCCCCUCUCUCUUGGUAUUGAAACACUUGGUGGUGUUUUCACCAGAUUGAUAAACAGGAACACAACCAUCCCCACGAAGAAGAGCCAGGUGUUCUCAACUGCAGCUGACAACCAAACUCAGGUCGGUAUUAAGGUAUUGCAAGGUGAACGUGAAAUGGCAAGUGACAACAAGAUGCUAGGGGAGUUUGAACUCCAGGGUAUUCCACCAGCUCCACGAGGUCUUCCCCAAAUUGAGGUGACCUUUGAUAUUGAUGCCAAUGGCAUUGUGACUGUUUCUGCCAAAGACAAGGCUACCAACAAAGAGCAGAAUAUUACCAUAAAGUCCUCUGGUGGGCUAUCAGAACAUGAGAUCGAGAAGAUGGUGAAGGAAGCAGAAAUACAUGCACAGAAAGAUCAAGAGAGGAAGUCUCUUAUCGAUGCCAGGAACACAGCAGACACAACCAUCUACAGCGUUGAGAAGAGUUUGGGUGAAUACAGGGAGAAGAUUACAAGCGAAAUUGCAAAGGAAAUAGAAGAUGCUGUAUCCGACUUGAGAAGUGCCAUGCAAAACGACAACCUUGAGGAGAUCAAAGCAAAGACUGAUGCUGCAAACAAAGCUGUGUCAAAGAUCGGGGAACAUAUGUCUGGCGGUCAAGGUGGUAGUUCAGGUGGUACUGGUACUGGUGACCAGACCCCUGAAGCCGAGUAUGAAGAGGCCAAGAAGUAGACUGACAGACUGACAGAGUCUAUGUUUUUAAAGUGCACAUUAUAAACAUUACAUUACAUUACUUCAAUUUUGUUUUGAUCGUUGCAUUAGUGUAGUGUAUAUUCUGGUGAGGACUAAUAAUUUUUGUUGAGCGACUGAGGGUUAUUGACCCUCCUUACAUGGGAAUUUAAAUUUGUAAGUUUCCUCUUGUUUUUUAUCGGUGGUGUUUUAUUUUAGCUUGAAAAUAAUACGCAAAACAAAUAAUGAAUUUCUUAUUAACAACAUUAA
This is a messenger RNA of Spinacia oleracea (spinach), 2607 nucleotides long. Its product is annotated as heat shock 70 kDa protein, mitochondrial. The record is from RefSeq and is a predicted model, not a curated record. The transcript has 6 exons. Gene Ontology annotation, biological process: protein folding. Gene Ontology annotation, molecular function: ATP-dependent protein folding chaperone; ATP binding. Bases 313 to 2340 code for a protein of 675 amino acids. Lineage: Eukaryota; Viridiplantae; Streptophyta; Magnoliopsida; Caryophyllales; Amaranthaceae.